Molecule: messenger RNA, 366 nt
Organism: Entrophospora candida
Lineage: Eukaryota; Fungi; Glomeromycota; Glomeromycetes; Entrophosporales; Entrophosporaceae
Source: the annotation of a GenBank genome assembly
AUACAAUUGCAAUAAUUGUUCAAAAACUCCCAUUGGUUAGUCUUAGUAUAGCUUUAUGGAUUAACCAUACUUGGUAUAAGGAAGUGAAACAUGAAUUGCAUAUGAGGCGCGAAAAGUUUAAAAACCAAUAUUGGAAAACAGUGUCAGUAAGAUAUAUGGAGAUACAGCUUAAAGAACAAUGUUGGGAAGAAGAAGGCAGGCAAUUUAGCGACUGCAUGGAUACUGAUGACUAUGAAAAACACAUCGAAAGAAUGAGAUUUUUAGAUGGGGAAUGUCAUAAAUUCUACUACGAACUAGUAGAAGUAGAAAGAUGCAUGUUACGAAAUAAAUUAAUCAGAAAAAGAGAAAGAGGCGAUGUAUUAAAUC